AUGUUCAAUUACAAAUUUCGAAACUGUGCAUUCAAAUUUUGCAAACUGUCAACUGAUAAAGCCUAUCUGAACAGUAGCGAUGCUGUGUUAUUUCAUCAUACAGAAAUGAAAAGUGUUGACAUACCGAACAAAGCAAAACAUCAGACAUGGAUAUUCAUGUCUGAUGAAUCCAAUGUCCACACGAUGAAAUACUUCAUGCACGGAUCAUGGAAAAAUGAAUUUGAUUGGACAUACAGCUAUAGAUCAGAUUCAGAUAUAUAUCUUCCAUUCGGAGAAUUCGCAAAAAGGAGCUUACCAGCAGUAAAAAAUUAUUCAAGUAUCUAUAGGAAGAAGAACAAAAAUAUUGCCUGGGUAGUAUCCAACUGUAAUGCCCCUUCUUCACGAAAUAAAUACGUAACAGAGCUGAAAAAAUACAUCGAUGUUGACGUAUAUGGAAAGUGUGGCAAACCAUGUUCUGCCUGGAUGGACGACUCCUGUUUCAAAAAAAUAAGUGGUGAUUAUAAAUUUUAUCUUGCGUUUGAAAAUUCUCUUUGUGAAGACUACGUUACGGAAAAGGCAUUUCGUUUGUAUCAAGAGGACUUCGACAUAAUUCCAGUUUACCGAGGGGCACCAAAUGUGAAAGAUAUUUUGCCUAUGGGGACUUUUAUUUCAACGCUAGAUUUCAAAUCACCAAAGGAGCUCGCUGUAUAUUUGAAAUAUGUUGCUAACAAUGAAAGUGUUUAUUGUAAUUAUUUAAAAGCGAAAGAUAAGUUCUGGGCAAGUCCGUAUACACUACAUGAGAUCGUUGAAUUUAUAUAUUGUUCUGUGUGUGAAAAACUUUCCACAGAUUACACAAGAGACGCUAAACUUAACUUAACAAGCUGGAUAAAGGACAAAGGAUGUCAUAAGGCAUCAGAUAUUUGA
Mytilus californianus (California mussel) is the source of this 903-nucleotide messenger RNA. RefSeq names its product 4-galactosyl-N-acetylglucosaminide 3-alpha-L-fucosyltransferase 9-like. The transcript has a single exon. Gene Ontology annotation, molecular function: alpha-(1->3)-fucosyltransferase activity. Lineage: Eukaryota; Metazoa; Mollusca; Bivalvia; Mytilida; Mytilidae. The coding region runs from base 1 to 903 and encodes 300 amino acids. The record is from RefSeq and is a predicted model, not a curated record. Gene Ontology annotation, cellular component: membrane.